AUGCUAACAAAGCAUGUAACUGCGCUACUGCAUUGGAUUCAUCGUGGUAUUUUUCGUGGUCAUCGAAGGAAGAUAUUCAUGAGGACAAUUACCGUAUUCUGUGAAGUGCAUAGACUCAGUUCAAAGGAGACUGCCCAAAAGACGAUCCUCAUCGACAGUGCUCCACUAAGAAUUCUCCACGAAAAAGUGUCGCUAACGGUUCAAGCUCCACAAAAACCCACGGACGAGACAACCAGAUCAUCUUCAAAUGAUUCUGAGUCGUCAACAAUAAACUCAACACCUACAUGUGCUCAACUUGUUGAACAGAAACUCCAAGAAAUCACGCAAGAAGUUGAAAGUUUGGCCGCUGUAGCAGCAAAGAACGCGGCUGCAGCAAAUACUGAAGAGUACAGAGCACAACGUGCAACAUCUGAAGUGAGCUCGUCAUCGUUGGCUGCUUCUGAAGGCUAUCGUACACCUGAACAAUCACUAAGAAUUGAAGUCUGCACACCACCAGUUACAAAACCUCGUCAAAUUUUCUUGUCCCCAAGCGGUUCCCGUCACUUAACGCCCAACUCUGAAUCGCCACAAUCACAACGUCUUCCACCACCGCAACCACCACCAAAACCUGUUGUCGAUUUGAGAUUACUGGCUGAAACUACCCAUCGACUGAUUGAAGGGGUCCCAGAAAACACUGCCAUGCAACGUGUACCAUUUCCGGAAAAAAAUCGUGAAAGCCUAGCCGAUCGUCUUAGUAAAGGAAUCCAUGACCUCACUCAGGGAUCAAGUGAUCGUCUUCAACGAUGGAAAAGCAAGCUGCAAAGUGGUAAUCACGUCAGAAGACAGAAAGACCAAAGUGAACCGCCACCGUUGAGAAGGCCACCGAUGCGUGUUUCGGAUUCGGACACGGUGUCCGAUUGGAGUGACAGAUACCCUCGCCCUCUUCAUCCCUCACGUUCCGCUUCCAAUGCGUUACAGAUUAAUCAUUUCGUCACAGGCCAAAACUUUGGGUACGUUUUACUUGUUACACUUUAA
Haemonchus placei is the source of this 1014-nucleotide messenger RNA. NCBI's taxonomy places the organism in Eukaryota, Metazoa, Nematoda, Chromadorea, Rhabditida, Trichostrongylidae. The record is from the annotation of a GenBank genome assembly.